Diabrotica virgifera virgifera (western corn rootworm) is the source of this 3328-nucleotide messenger RNA. RefSeq lists its product as uncharacterized. Lineage: Eukaryota; Metazoa; Arthropoda; Insecta; Coleoptera; Chrysomelidae. Bases 602 to 2338 code for a protein of 578 amino acids. The transcript has 2 exons. Gene Ontology annotation, molecular function: zinc ion binding. The record is from RefSeq and is a predicted model, not a curated record.
UUAUCACUAAACAUAAAAAAUAUAAGAUUGUUAAUCUAGUAGUAAUUACAAUGUUUUAUUUAAUUUUAUAUCACAGUAAUAGUUUUUGGCACUGAAAUAUCUCAUAAAAACGGAUUACUGGUUGUCCCGUAAUCCAUCUCGUAACUGAAGUCACUCUAGAUUUAAAUUAUGUCUUUCUGCCACAGCAUUUAAGUACAUAAAUAACCGAUUUACAAAAUUCAUCUUUUCAAAAUAUAAACAUUAAACUUAAAAACAAGCAAAAAGUUGGGUUAACAUGAAUUAACUGACAGUCAGGACAUGACAGAACCCUAAAACAUGGUUUUUCAUACAUCAUACCACUUUAUACACUUAUGUUUUGACGACUGUAAUCUGAUGUACGUAAUUCUGAACUUUACACAUGUACGUAAUCACUUUACGUAAAGGAUACAGCAUAGCCCCCAAUGUAUAGGUAUCCGCUUGUUUGUUGCACUUGUGCUUUUCGUUGUAGAGUUGGUGUUAAAAUUGUUUUAUUUAGUUACUUGUACCCUUUGAAAAACUGUCUUUUUCAAGACAACAUUGCAAUAUUAUUUGUGAGAGUCGGACUUUUGUUUUUAUUACAAAUAUGGCUUUAAAAGAAAGUUCGUAUUUGGACCAACUAAGAAUAAGCUCUCCUGAAGCCGCAGAUAGAUAUUUGGACAAAAUCAAACAACUUAACUGUGAUCCAUAUGCUCUAAGUGAAGUCGAUUUUGAUUAUGGACUUACCUAUGUGCCACCAAUAGCUUCCAUGGACAUUCUGACCUAUAUUGUUUUUACUCACAGCUUUUAUACCCAUGAACAAAUGAGAGCUUAUAAAAGUUUAGCAGCUUACAAAUAUUUCAAGUCUGGCUUUGUAGAAAAAGUGGGUUUUAAAGUUAUUAAUGAUCUGGUGCUUUUAAUAGGCAAGGUGCAGCAUUCAAUGAGAGCUAGAGAAACCAAAUUAAGAGUUUGGAUUAUCGCUGAAACAGGUGGUAGUAUUUGUACUGCGCAUUGUACUUGCAUGGCAGGUCUUGGGGAAGUAUGUAGCCAUGUUACAGCAGUUUUGUACGCUGCAGAGCAUGCAGCAUAUUUGAAGCAGCAGAAAAAUGAAAAGAAUGUAGCGUGUACAGAUGUCAAAUCAACUUGGCCAGUUCCAACGCAAAGUGGUACACAUCCAAUAGAAGCUGCUUCACUAGACUGGGGGAAAGUGAUAGAAGAAAAAAAUUAUAAGGAAAUUCCUCCAAUGGAUGAUAGCGAAAUGUUGGACUUGCUGCAAGAAUUGCAAAAUUCCAAUUGUGAUGCUGUUUUGAUGAGGCAUGUAGAGCCAUUUGCGUCACAACUGUCAGAUGAAAAUAAUGAAAAAGUUAGUAUACCAGUCCUUUUUAAUGUGUACCAUAAAAAAUAUGAAAAAAUGCCUCUAGAUGAUCUCAUUCAACUAGGUAUGAAAUGUAAAAUGGAGGUAACCCAGAAUAUACGAAGAGAAAUAGAAGAUAAGACACAGGACCAAAGGAAAUGUGCAGAGUGGUAUAGACAAAGGACUGGUAGAGUAACAGCUUCAAUUUUUAAAGAUGUCUGUAGAACCAAUGUGGAGAAACCAUCCCUAUCUUUGAUCAAAUCAAUAUGUUACCCUCGCAAAAUUUCUACAAGGGCAAUAAGAUGGGGGAUAAAUCACGAACAGCUGGCAAUUGAUGCUUAUAAAAAAGAAACUAGCAGGAAUCAUAGAGACUUUAUAGUGAAUACAAUUGGCUUGGUAGUGUGCAUGAAAUGGCCUCAGUUAGGUGCCUCACCUGAUGGAUUUGUGUAUUGUGACUGUUGUGCUGCGGGUACCUUAGAAGUAAAGUGUCCAUUUUCUCUUCGAGAAAAUGGAAAUUUACAGGAGUAUGCAAGUCGAAAGGACUCCUGUCUUGAAUGUGAUAAAACUGGUACAGUAAAAAUGAAUAAAAAACAUAAGUACUAUUACCAGGUGCAAGCACAAAUAUUUAUUUGUAAACUUAAUUAUUGUGACUUUGUUGUCUGGUGUCCUAAUUUUAUAUUUAUCGAAAGAGUUUUACCAGACAUAAAAUUUUGGGAAGAAAUUAAAGAUAAAGUCCUAAAUUUUCAUGCAAAAGUAAUUAUGCCUGAACUUUUAGGACGUUAUUACACUUCCAGAGUACCAGGUGGCAAUAUAACAAAGUGGUGUUUUUGCAAUAAUGUCGAUGAUGGCCAACCUAUGGUUCAAUGCUCAUAUGAGAAUUGUAAUAUUUUCUGGUUCCAUAUUGGGUGUGUAAAUUUAUUAGAAAAACCCAAAACUAGGUGGACAUGUUCAAUAUGCAACCAGAAACUAUUUCAUGAUUAUGCCACAUAAAAUUUUAAUGGUUCAUGUUUCCAUUAUUUUCAUAAUCAUUAUUGAGUCCAUUCACUCUCUUCUUCCAUUUCGCACUUUCUGCACCAUGGUUCAUUCACCUUACUUGUCACCAUUUCAGUGACCGUUUUCAUCUCUCGUUUAUUGAGGUUCAUGAAACUGUUUGAGUUUUUUAUUAAUAUUCUUGAUUAUUUUUUUUUAUUUAGUCUAGACUUGAACUUGAGUGGUUCUCCUUUUCUAUUGAUGAUUCUUUAUCAGCCAUUUCUGAACCUCAUUUUUCGUAGCAUCAUUAGUGAUGCCACAGAAAGGUUCUGGACCUUCAAAAGUUUCCCUCGAGCCAUGUUUAUUCCAUAUAUACAUACAAAAGUACAGUGUACCAUAGUAUACAUAUACUUUUAAGAGGAAAUUUUGAAACUUUGUUUCCUUAAUAUUUUUACAAUUCAUUCUACGGUUGAUAUAGGUCAGUCUCCGAAACAUCAAAUAAAUACAUUCUUUUCAGUUUUCAUAUGAUUUAUUUUCAUUAAAAUUGUCACAAAUUUUUUAUUAAUAUCAAAAUACAAAAACAACCAAUGAGGUGUACAUAAAUAAUAUACGCUAGCCACAGUCAUUAUUGUAAGAAUGCUACUUAAAGUUAAAAUUAAAUCAUUUGAAUGCAAAUUAUUGUCUGGAAUUGUUGAAUUCUGGACAUUAUUUUCGUUCUAGUUGAACACAUUUUUUGCAAUUUUUUUAUGCAAUCAUUAUGUUACUACAUGAUCUCUUGCUCUUGUAUUGGCUUUUAAAUUGUUAACUGUACUUAGUUUUUUACAAACUUAAUGUCUGUAUUUUACAUUUCUCAAUGGUUCGUUUCACUAGCUGCUUUACUUACAACUUGCUAGUUGCAUUGCUUUUUUUCUAUGGAUGUUUGUUAUUUAUCAAACUCAUUUGUAGAUGAACUGGUAAUGUUCACUAAUUAGUGAACAAAAAUGUCUUCAAUAAAUAGAUGAAGUAGCCGAA